AUGGCGGACAAGGCGUGGUUCUAUGGCUGCAGUUUCAUCAGUGUCCAAGACACACUGGCUGACUUUGUCGGCCGUCAUUACUUCAAAAACUGUUACAUCGAAGGAGCCAUUGAUUUUAUAUGGGGAGGAGGCCAAUCUAUAUACGAAAAAUGCGUGAUAUAUGUUAAAGGAAUGACAAAAGAUGAAAUGGUGGAAGGCGGAGCAAUGUUACCGGGAUUCAUAACCGCGCAAGGGAGGCAAAGCGAGCAAGACACAAGUGGAUUUGUGUUCAAAUACUGCGCGAUUAAAGGAGAUGGAACGGCGUUCUUGGGAAGAGCUUACCGAGGCUACUCUAGAGUUGUCUUUUAUGCAACCAGCAUGUCUAAUGUCGUUGUUCCUCAAGGAUGGGAUGCUUGGCUUAAUAAAGGCGAAGAAGAUAAAAUUACAUUUGCGGAGGUAAAUUGUACGGGAGAAGGAGCGAAUAAGCAAGGAAGAGCUGCAUGGCAGAAGAAUCUUUCUGCUACAGAUGUUGAUUUUCUUGUAAACCCCAACACUUUCAUUGAUAGAGAUAGUUGGAUCUUCACACUUCCUUAUUCUCUUGUUUCUUUAUAUUCACCAUCUUCCAUUCAGUAA
Brassica napus (rape) is the source of this 612-nucleotide messenger RNA. Its product is annotated as probable pectinesterase 29. Gene Ontology annotation, molecular function: pectinesterase activity. Lineage: Eukaryota; Viridiplantae; Streptophyta; Magnoliopsida; Brassicales; Brassicaceae. The transcript has 3 exons. Gene Ontology annotation, biological process: cell wall modification. The coding region runs from base 1 to 612 and encodes 203 amino acids. The record is from RefSeq and is a predicted model, not a curated record.